GUAAAACUGCAGUCGAAGCUGAGAGCGCGAAUCGUCCAGCACCUGGCGCAGCGUACUCGUUUGACUAAUAUCUUCUGUUUUUACCCUAAUGUGUAGAAAGACAAGUAGGUCAAAACAACAGAAUGAAGUGCGUAUUUGUUUCAGCAAAACUCUUGACUUUUUCAUACAACACCAGGAGCUCUGCUUCUGGCGGCAACGAGUCCAGCCCGGAUACCACGAAGACCGACUCCCCCGUCCUGAUUUCAGAUGACGACGAUUGUGCCCUGAUCGAAGCCACUAAAAAAAUUGCAGACAGAGCCGGAGGUGGUGGCACUGCCAAUCUAUUUUCUCCAGCAAAGCCGUUGGCGAAUAUUCCUGGAGCUGGAGCGUCAAAAAGUACUCGGACAAGUACUUUAUGUGAAUCUCCUGAAAAAAAUGUCGACGGCACACGGAUUUACGAUGGAGCGAAAGCUGGAGUGUCGACGGUCGACGACGCAUCGGCACUAGAUGGACGGGUCACCCCUAUCGCUAGGCGCUUUUUUGGCUAUGUUCGAACCACACCCACUAUGCUAGUAGUCAGGAAUGGCGCCACAUUUUGCCGAGUCGAAGAGAAUGAUUCGCGAGGAGGCCAAAAGCGAGGGUUUUUGCGGCUUCAGUGUUUUCCGUUGAGUUCAGUGAUGACAUCGGCGCAGCAUGGCGACUACACUGCGGCGUGCAUGAGCUCGCGCAGUUUUUACACCUCGUUGCUGGGCAGUCCGCUGAGGCAGCUUUCACGUGCGCUGAUUGAGGGCUUAGCCUCGGUUGUAAUCUUUCUUUUUCUGCGUUCCCUAUUUCCAAGGAGCGGUGAUGCGCACGUACUUGAGAUCUUCUGCGCCAAACUUGAGGAGAAUGGUGAUGGCGCAGGCCGAGCAGCAAGUUCUCUCCGUGCGCUCUUGCCAUGUCCGAAGGAGAGGACUUUCAAUGCCCGACUCUACUUGAUUAUGGGAGUCUUCAACCAAGUCUCCAGUGACGUGCUUCAGUUCUAUUCGGAGUCCGGACUCACUGGUUUUGCGAGCAUCGCUGCUUUCUGUUUGCUUGUAGCGAAUAUUUGGCGCAUGGGCUUAGACCUUGCCAGAACCAAAUCAGACGCCGAGAAACUUCAGCGGCCGAAAAAGACGCCCUGCCGAAAAACUUCAGCGGGUGGACCACUCGAUGGCAUAGAUGGAUUGCUCGUCUCUUCUGGUAGCCCUUCACCGCCUUCACGGAAGGCAAGCAAGGAAUCUCGCGACCUCUCUGUCAACUCCAAGGGCACACCUGACCGGAAUGCUGGUAAUUACAAAAGCAUGACGUGGUGAGUUGAGGUAGUGGUUUGAUUAUAUUAAGCGGCUAAAAAACAAAUAAUCCAUCCGUUUUUAAGUGACCUCCUCCCAUAGCAGCAAAUUGGUAAUUCCCCCGUUGUGUUAGAGGUGUGUUGCAAAUCUUGACUGGCUUCUUCCUUCUGAUAAUAUAAGGAUGGGGCUUAGGUCCAGCGACGCUUAAAGCACUAAAGUAAAGCAGCCGGUUAGUUUUCACCUCUAUCCCUAGACUUAUCCCUUCAGACAAUUAUGAUUAUGCUGCAUUUGUUGAAGGUGAUUGGAAGUAUGAGCAUUUUCUAUGACUACAACUACCGCAGACGACAGAGGAGGUCAAUCUUGUUGACCAAGGAUGCGAGAACUUUCAAUUUUGUUCAUCGAUCUCUACGACACAGGGGGAGCGUUCGGGAGACACGACGCUAACAACGAGGUGGCACAGGUGCAAGAGAGAAGGGAUGUCUUGAUGGAGGUCGAUUUCCUGUGGAGUUGGAACAUCUUUGCGUGGCAAAUAUUUGCUUUCGCACUCCUCGGAUACUCCAUUGCGCGUCUUCGCGCACUAGCUGCCCCAUACGCUAUUGUGUUCGCGAGUCUUGGUGGCUGCAGCGUGAUAUCAACCUGUUACGGUUCGGCUAUAUGUUCGGUAACCCACGUGCUAGCAGUCAUGCAGAACCCUCCUUCUAGCAACGAAUUCAUGUAUGAGGCCACUCAUUGAGAACGAAGAUAUGGGAAUAUCGUUCCUAAGUAAGAAGGUAAAGGGGGAACGACAUUCCCCGAUCGACAUUCUCAAGGAGUGGAAGCAUUCAAUUCAGCAAAGUCCAGAAGGUGUUCGAGUUGCCCUCGGCAACAGCCGACAUCAACGCAUUCGCGUUGUUUCUCGCAAAGAAAGUUGGUCUUUUCAAGGAAUCCGCGACUCAGAAGCCAAAAACAAAUAGACAAAGCAAAACGCAAAUAUGCGAUAGCUCUGCUAACGUGGAAUACGAUCUCUGCGAGUCUUCAGCGUCCACCUCCACUUCCAAGUCAGGACGACCACAUCCGCACGGCGCAAAGAGCAAGGUGUCGUUGCGAAAGAAUAAGGCCUCAGCGUCACGGAGUGAUUUGAAUCUACUGAAUUCAGAGGACGCCGACACGACCAGUGCGCUUACAAAUACUUCGCAGGAAGAACGACUGAACGACAACGACAACGACUCACCUUUAGCUACUCCACUUCAGCUGACACUGCGGCGUCGACGCUUUCCAAGCUGGGCUAUGCAAUUGAUAUCACUUGUUUUCUCCACGCUCGUGGCCGCUGGGCUGAUUCGAUACUAUCGAGUACAAGUCGCAUUGGUGCCGUGUGGAUCAGCCGACGGUGCAAAAAUCGGCGUAGCAGCUGGUAUCCGCAACUUUUUUUGCAGCCGUGGAGCUGUCUACAAGUCUAAAGGCGCAACGGACAUGCUCGAGCUGAGUUCGUUCAUCAAUCGACACCUUCUGAAUACGCCCAACAGGGAAGAGCGCUUCUCUCGUCCUCUUUUAAGUGCUUCACCUUCGUAACAUCUUUACAGAGGCUCUUCUCUGGAAAGGGCUUUUCAUCGAAUGAAUCACUGUGAUAAGAGAUGCUAGUCGUUUGAAGAAGCUGAGAAAGCCUGUAAAGAUGAAGAUUUUGAAACCCUUUAAGUAUCUUGCCUAGUGCAAAGGGAACCAGUGGGGAUAUUGAUGAAAUCGCUCGAAAGCGUCCGCGCAUUGCAUGGACAACUGAUCUUCGUAGUACAGAUAUCAAUAGCGGGGCCGGAAUGCACGUGUCUUCGCAGAGUCAGACGGAUCCGCAGCAAGGUAAACCAGUAGUGGUUGCUGCGUCCAUGUCCACCUCGGGCGCGCUGCGACUGUUCACGCGCGCGAAUCUGGUGGUGCACCCGCAUUUUGAGUCCGAGAAACUUCGACAACGGGUUCAACUACUUUACUCGGGGCUUUACCACUGUCCCAAGCCACAGGUCUUUGCCGAACGCAUUCUUGACAAGCUUCAAGCGAAUUUUGUGGUUGUUGAGAAUCACCGCUGUUUCUUUACACCUUUUGUGGUAGACCGUGCGUUUCAACGUAAUUUGACGGGUAGCAAUUGCGCGGCUGGAGAGAGAUAUACGCCUAUGGACCUCAUCUGUCGCACGCUGUUGAGGUCACCAAAGUAUUUUCGCCUCCGCUAUGCCAACUCCGCAUACAGUCUAUACGAGCGUCUCCAAGGACUAAGACGCAAUCAAGAUGAAGAUGUUCUUGAUGAGGACGAACCAUCGCCAGAAGAAGAAAUGCCUCUCAGCCUCUACCGCGACACGCAGGUAAGCUUGGCAGCUUCAUCGUCUGAGCUGUUCGAAAUCGAUGGAGUUGGUGAGGGCUUGAAUGGGGCGUUGCCAGUCGAGACCACGCUGUUGGAUUCGAAGUACUGGCGAGCUGUGGUCGCGGAGUCUGACGCCGAUGCUGGCAGCCUCGCGACUUUUGCUGCAACCUUCUUCGAGAACGAUAGGCACGCUGGGCGCGACACGCGCACGCUCCAGGAGAUUGGAGUGGCGCUCCUUGACAGCUUGGAAGGGCUUUUUCCAGAGAACGCGGUUGUUAAAUUUCUCAAGGGUCGUUUCAUGGACUAUGUCCUCCAGCGAAAGGAACCUGCGAUGCGACUCUAUUCUGGGGCCUUCUACGCGAUGCACCCACUCCCACAUCGCCUCUCUGACGGCAGCUUUGUAGUCGAUGUCCUGAACAAAACGACAAAGCGGCCGGAUGGCAAUGUUCUCAUCACGCAGGGUCUGCGGGAUGAAGUGAGUGCGGCGGUCUCUCGGAUCCUCGCGACGGGAUUUUCUUCCCGAACUUUGGUCGCCGGAGGUAGAUACGAACAGAAUCAGGAGGAAGAACCCGCAAAGAGCCCGAAUGCUGUCGCCGCCAUGGAAUUUCUUCUGUUCUUGGAUUUGCAGCUGAAAGACCCGGCUGAGAGUCGGCGCGCUGUACUAGCAAUUUUAAAUGCCGGAUUCGAUUGGUCGCCGCGAGGCUCUUCGGCGCACAACACCCGACUCCUAUGCGAUGUCGCGGUCAGCAUAAAAGAGGCCUUCGGACUGCGAGACGCAGCAAAACGAGUCAUACAGUACAUCAGCCACACGCUCAGUCCGACGCACAACUGUCUCGAAACGAAUUACGAACUUAUAACUGGCCAAAAGCUGGUGCCUGCAGCGGCAAGAUCAUCUUCAGAAUCCUCAAAGAGUUCGUCACCCUUUCACUCAUGGGAUUACUUUAGAGUUGCUCUUCGCGGUCGGAUGCCGCAAGACUUCCAUCCUCAAAUUGGAAUUCCCUUACGUGGGUUUGCAGUUGGUACGGAAAAAGCUCUAGGUCGAUGGCAAUGAUGUAACUCGAAACAUGUUGAAAAGGAAUUAAUCAGAUGCUUUCAUCCUGCUGCACUGAUGCAUCUUCUACUAUUUAAUUCAUCCCAGGUACUACGUGACUUUUCUUCAAUUGAUUCGAAAACUUUUUUUUUGUAUCGCGAGCGAGUUCCGUGAAGGACCUGCCUACAUGUUUCCCGCGUAGUUAGGCGUGGGGGGAGCUCUUUACCUCCUUAACAACUACGCCCAUGCCCCUACGGUACGGCUUACCAUGAUCAAGAACUAGGAGCAAAGGCCGGGAAGACUACCCAACUAGUACCUGCCACCGGAGACGUUGCACGUCUCACCAUCACGCGCUUUCUGAGAAUGCUAGACUGGGGCGGCGGAACGUUGUCAGCUUAAAAACGUUAGCUCUUUUCUUUUGGCCCUAGGUGACGCUGCGCGGCAACUGCUUGCUGGUGAGAACUAGAAGAUGACAGGACUAACUAAAAGCAUGCGCGUUAGUUAAAUUGGUGGAGGAACACUAGCAUCUAGUGCGUGCUUAAUAUAAGUCUUCCUUUCUUCAUCUUCAUGCGUCUCCUCCUUCUUCGUCCCUCUAGUCUACCUUUUUCGCUUUUUUGAUUAUCUUCCAGUUCCAUAUAGGAGCCUCGCAACCACUCGACUCGACGUUUCCACUACGUCGCCCUUCAUCCUUAUCGCGUGUUCUCGUUUUUACUUUCUGCCUUUUUCCAUUUGCUUCAUGUGGUUGCCUUUUUGCUUCGCUCCUCUCCUCGUUUCAAAAAAUUCAUCAAUAAUGGACCUGGAAAAAAGCAAUAGAGUGUAGUUAUACAAACGGUAAAAAGACGAUAAGAACAGAAACUGGAGGUAAUUGAUUCUAAUUGAUUCGAAAACUAACAAACAAACAGCAAAUACUUCUCUGCAUAGCUUGCUGCGGUGCAAUAUGUGCCUCCUGGUUUUCAUUGAUUAUGAAUUUGGAAUCCAUGUGGUUGCCUUUUUAACGCAUCUGGCUCUAUUUGGAUGGUCUUGCAUCAUGGUCACCUCUUCUGUGAGGCAGAGGCCGGCCAUUCCGGUGCUUAGAGAAUGCUUGAUGAACCGACCAACGAGCGAAUCAAUUCGACGGUCCUGUGCUGUGUAUUUCACCAGGGCAAGCCUCGUUUGUUGGUCCACGUUUAUCCAAACACCGCAUAUUUGAUGUAAACAUUUUGCCCGUCCGCAACUACACUAUUUUUAGUGUGCGAUGGCUUUUGCCUGCUGCCAUGCAUGCACAAAGUUGUGGUCGAAUGACCUGUCUUCGAGGGUUCCCAUAGC
Amoebophrya sp. A25 is the source of this 5944-nucleotide messenger RNA. The record is from the annotation of a GenBank genome assembly. Lineage: Eukaryota; Dinophyceae; Syndiniales; Amoebophryaceae.